AUGGCUUCUUCGUCAUCCACCACGGCGAUCGCCUCCGGCGACAAGUCCGACAAAUUUUCCCUCUAUCCCUCCCUAAAAUUUGUUGUUUCCAAUUUAAAAUCCUUGAUUCCUCAUCAUCUCUCUUCGGAGAACUAUCAGAUCUGGCGAAAUCAGAUACUCAAACUAUUCAAGGCUAAUGGCUUUGAGGAGUUUCUUGAAUCAAUGUCGGCGUCGACUUUGUCUGGCCACGAUCAAAAUCAAGAAAAUGAAGAUCCAAAUGUUCGCAAUGCAAACUGGAUCCUUACAGACCAAAAUCUCGCGGCAGCCAUUUGCUCUACAAUAUCAGCUCCGGUUCUUCCAUAUAUUAUGCAUCUAGAGACAUCUGCGGAAAUAUGGCAAGCGUUGCAAACACGGUUUCAGUCGUCGAGUAGAUCAAAGGUGAUUCAGCUCAAAAAUGAGCUACACAACCUCUCUAUGAACACCUUAUCUAUGCAGGCUUAUCUUGCUGAAAUCAGGAAACUCGUGGACAACAUCGCCUCCGCUGGUGCCAAGAUGGAUACCGAAGACAUCAUUCUUCAUAUCAUGAACGGCCUGCCUGCCUCGUAUCAAUCGUUCAAGACUUACAUCCGAACAAUGCAAACUCCGCUCACUCUUGAUGCGCUCUAUGCUCUACUUAUCUCUGAAGAAAUUCAUGUUCAAGCGGACUCUCAACGUCUCGCUAUUCCUCAAGAUACCCAGACUGCUCUCUACUCGAACAAGGGUAGAGGACGCCGAGGCAGAGGACGUUCAUCUCAACCAAAUCAACCUGUUCAUAAAUAG
This is a messenger RNA of Dendrobium catenatum, 798 nucleotides long. RefSeq lists its product as uncharacterized. The record is from RefSeq and is a predicted model, not a curated record. Bases 1 to 798 code for a protein of 265 amino acids. The transcript has a single exon. Lineage: Eukaryota; Viridiplantae; Streptophyta; Magnoliopsida; Asparagales; Orchidaceae.